AUGUCUUUCCCCCAGCUGGGCUACCAGUACAUCAGGCCGCUUUACCCGGCGGAGCGCCCGGGGAGCGGCGGCUCCCGCGGCGGCGCCGAGCUGGCCCCGUCCGGGACCCUCUCCAACGUGCUCUCCUCCAUGUACGGCGCGCCCUACGCCGCCGCCGCCGCCGCCCAGGGCUACGGAGCCUUCCUGCCCUACGCCGCAGAGCUGCCCAUCUUCCCGCAGCUGCGUCCCCCCGCUCCGCCCGGGGUUUUGACGGUCGCGGGGACCGGCCCCGGCAGCCGCCGGCCCCGCCGCGCACACAUAUACUGGCUCAACGAGCAUCGGAAAAAUCCCUACCCCACCAAGGGCGAGAAGAUCAUGCUGGCCAUCAUCACCAAAAUGACCCUCACCCAGGUCUCCACCUGGUUCGCCAACGCGCGGCGGCGGCUCAAGAAGGAGAACAAAAUGACCUGGGCUCCCCGCAGCAGGACGGACGAGGAGGGCAACUCCUACGGGAGCGACCACGAGGGGGAAGAGGACAAGAGGGAGGACGAGGAGGAGAUCGACCUCGAGAACAUCGACACCGAGAACAUCGAAAGCAACAAGGACGAGCUGGAGGACGAUCUACAGGACGCCGACCUCCUGCACUCUGACUCCAAGACGGACUCGGAGGGAUCCGAAGGCUUUGAGGACCUGCCCGGCUCCGAGGAGCGCUACGACAAGGCCUCCGAAGGGGAGCAGCACCACCUCCGCCACCACCACCUGCACCACCACCACCACCAUCACCACCACCACAAGUGCGAGCUGCCCGCCACGGCCGCACCCGUCGGCCCGGAGCCCCUCAAGCCGCCGCUCCCGCCGCCGCCGCCCCACCUCUCUCCCCCUUCCUCUGCCUCUUCCUCCACCGCAUCCUCCCCGACGGACGGCGCUUUGGCCGGCGCUUUGCCGAAACCCAAGAUCUGGUCGCUGGCCGAGACGGCCACCAGCCCGGACAACCCCCGCAAGUCUCCUGGCGGCGGCUCUCCGCCGGCGGCCGCCCCCCAGCCGCUGCCGCUGCCCACCCCGCCACCCCACAGACUCGUCUCCUCCUGCCCCCUGGGCAAGUUCCCCAACUGGACCAACCGCGCAUUCCCGGCCCACCACCACCACCACCACCCCCCGCACCCGCUGGCCUUACUGAACACUCCCCACCUGCUGGGGCUGGGGGCCGCCUCCGCCGCCCCCCCCGCCGCCGCC
This is a messenger RNA of Parus major (Great Tit), 1212 nucleotides long. It is a transcript of the gene IRX3, whose product is annotated as iroquois homeobox 3. Gene Ontology annotation, biological process: regulation of transcription by RNA polymerase II; cell development; neuron differentiation. Gene Ontology annotation, molecular function: DNA-binding transcription factor activity, RNA polymerase II-specific; RNA polymerase II cis-regulatory region sequence-specific DNA binding. Lineage: Eukaryota; Metazoa; Chordata; Aves; Passeriformes; Paridae. Gene Ontology annotation, cellular component: nucleus. The record is from RefSeq and is a predicted model, not a curated record. The transcript is spliced from 3 exons. The annotation marks the transcript as partial.